Molecule: messenger RNA, 1223 nt
Organism: Physcomitrium patens
Lineage: Eukaryota; Viridiplantae; Streptophyta; Bryopsida; Funariales; Funariaceae
Source: RefSeq, a predicted model, not a curated record
GCCGAUGUCCCGAACGACGGCCCUUCACGUGGAGACCCGUCCUUAACUAGAUGUGACCCUGCUGCUGCACCCGUCGCGGCUAUGUCCAACAACGUAUUCGAGUUUUGUUAGGGUUCUAGUGCCAGGACCUGGUCUUCGUCGACAUGAUAUCUACUUUCGCAGCUUUAGGUUGUGCUGGUCCUAAUGAGUAAGUUGGUAUUCAGGGUUUCCGGAUUCGAAUCUUUAGGGCUGCACCGUUUCCAGGCCCUGAUGCGUUUCACCGUGCUGACGAAACGAUCGCAUGUUUGAGAAUGUGCAGGGAUCCAAUGGAACUGUAAAACUGAAAUUGAAUAAUGAGGUGACAUGGUGAUCGAAAGUUUUUUUAGCAAACUGCUUUUCUCCCGUUCGAUGUUCGAGGAACUCUCUCGGUGCGGCAAUGCGUCAGCAUGUGAGAAGUUCGCCAGGUGUACAGAGCUAUGGAUUUGCUGCCACUUGCAACGGAAGUUCUGCUCUGGAAGAUGGGUAGCUUCCCAUCUUUCGCUUCCUAACUUUCGGUUGCGUGGGGAUGUGGAAGAUGUAGGGUUGCGAAAGCUUCGAACAGAAUGUAUGGUAGCAAAGUUCUGUAACUCCCGAAAACGUGAUUAUACAAGGUGGGUUUGCCACAUCAAUGCGCUGCGCUGCUACCUUGAUCAAAGAAGCCACGAAUCUGUGCAGCCGAAGCAGAAUAUGCCGCAGCGAUGGUGAAACCUCACAAACACAUGAGCUAUAAAAUUCCGCUACGACACUGUUCCGUGCGACAUUCAGUCAUGAGAAUGGAUAACAAACACACCCCUUUUUUUUCCCCUUUCUCUCUCGCUCAAUGCUGCUGCAAACAUGGAAUUGCGAGUAACCAUGAUGCUUCAGCCGUCGUUAGUAAUAAAUUGAUAGUUCCUCCAGCACAAGCGAAGCUUGCGGUGGUUCAUUCUACUAGAUUCUCCUUGACAGAAUCCAAUUAGGGUUUCAUCCUCUCCCCUUUCUUUCUCUUUCUUUUUAUUUAGUUUCCUUUCCAGAGGCUUGAAGAUUUACAGAAAUCUUUGCAACUAGUAUGUAUAUAGGGAAUUGUUGAAUUGACCCAAGCAUUUACUAAAUCAACCCACCCAUCAUAACCAUCAUCAAAAAAAUUCUCCUUUUUUUUAUGAAAACCAUGGAAAAAAUGGUUGGAUUUGCAACUAAUGAUGAUGAGUGGGUCAAUUUAGAACAUGUUU